CAAGCUUUCGAAAUUUGGAAUUUCUUAUUAGCUUUGUCACUGCUUCUCAAGCCUUCUUGACACCCUAUCCGAGACAUCCAUCUUGGUCAUCUUCAUCCAUCUCGAUCGACUUCGUGCAUCUUCACAAACCACUGCUUUCAUCAGCUUCCAUCAUAAAAAAUCAAUAGCUACCCACUCCUUAAACUUCAUCAAAAGAAAGACAAAGACGACCCAAUGGCCAUCUCAACUCUCAUCCGUCAAGGCUCAGGUCCAACCGAUCCUGACGACACAGUCACUUGGGAACACCUGGAAGACGUCUCCACCCCCAUCUCCCAAAGCUCAGGACUAAUCGACCCGGACAACAAAAUCACCUGGGAACACCUCGAAGACGCCCCCUCCCCUUCCACCCCCCCAAGCUCAUAUCCCAUCACACCCAAUAACGAAAUAACCUGGGAAUACUAUGAAGACGCCUCAACCCCCACGUCUCAAUACUCAGGUCCAAUCGACUCCGACAAUGAAAUCACCUGGGAACACCUGGAAGAUGUCUCCUCCCCCAGCAUCUAUGAAGAAGACGACGAACUUGUCUACGACAAGCCAUUCUCGGCAUCAUCUACUCCCCACAAUGCAGAACCAGUUUCAGCCCUGGAAAUCUUGAUGGACAUGCCGCUCAAGGGACUGUUCAUACACGUCGUUGCUGUGUUUCUCAUGUGGUUAUUGUGGUUGCUGUUUAUGUUUAAGAUGCUGCGCAGAGAAUUGCGCCUGCUUGAGCUGAAUGGUAUCAUUUGAUGGUCGGCCGUAGUGAGAGACAACUUGUUUUGUUAAAUUCUCAUGUUGCUUACGUUCUU
Messenger RNA from Aspergillus candidus, 824 nucleotides. RefSeq lists its product as uncharacterized. The transcript is spliced from 2 exons. Lineage: Eukaryota; Fungi; Ascomycota; Eurotiomycetes; Eurotiales; Aspergillaceae. Bases 214 to 765 code for a protein of 183 amino acids. The record is from RefSeq and is a predicted model, not a curated record.